This is a messenger RNA of Malassezia restricta, 1866 nucleotides long. Its product is annotated as serine/threonine-protein kinase. Gene Ontology annotation, biological process: intracellular signal transduction; protein phosphorylation. Gene Ontology annotation, cellular component: cytoplasm. NCBI's taxonomy places the organism in Eukaryota, Fungi, Basidiomycota, Malasseziomycetes, Malasseziales, Malasseziaceae. Bases 1 to 1866 code for a protein of 621 amino acids. Gene Ontology annotation, molecular function: ATP binding; protein serine/threonine kinase activity. The record is from RefSeq and is a predicted model, not a curated record. The transcript has a single exon.
AUGACGGGGCGUCACACACGCGUCCGACGUGCGCAUCUCACGUCGGCGUACCAUGAGCUGGGAAAGCAGCUCACAUCUGGAAAGCUGUCUGUGGUUGGGCAAUAUACGCUUCAACGCUCCAUUGGCCAAGGUACCUACGGCAAGGUGCGAUUAGCCACGCACCGGCUCACGAAUGAGCGCGUGGCCGUCAAGCAAAUACCCAAGCAGCAUGUCGCCAGCCUAACUCGAGAAAUCCACCACCAUCGUCGACUUCAUCACCCACACGUACUUCAACUGUAUGAAGUGAUUCUCACCGAGUCUCAUAUCUGGAUGGUGACAGAACUGUGCUCGGGUGGCGAAUUGUAUGACGUCGUAGAGAGUCGCGGAGGCUUGCACGAAUCAGAGGCGUACACGUACUUUGCACAGCUAUGCGAUGCAGUGGCCUAUAUUCAUGCACAGGGCAUCGUGCAUCGUGAUUUGAAGCUCGAAAAUAUUCUGCUGGAUGCCCAGGGCCAUGUCAAAGUCAGCGACUUUGGCUUCACGCGCGAGUUUGAGCCGCAUCGUUGGCUGCGUACGAGAUGCGGUACUCAGGCCUACUGUGCACCCGAAAUGCUGGAUGGCCGGCCAUACGUCGGUGAACAGGUCGACAUAUGGUCUAUGGGCGUGAUUUUGUAUGCACUCGUAUGUGGCCAGCUUCCGUUUGACGACGACAAUGACGCCGUCUUACACGACUGCAUUUUGCAUGCAUCACCUCACCUGCCGUCCCAGCUCUCAGUAGAGCUGCGCGAUCUUAUUGGAUCUAUUUUGUCGAAGGAUGGCGCACGUCGUCCCUCUAUCAAAGACAUCGUCUCGCACUCAUGGUUCCAACUGCACGCGGAUCCCGUUCAGGUGGACCACCUCGCCCACAUAUCUACGCCACCUCUACCUCUUAUGGAAAGUGCAGAAGAAAAAGAGCUGUAUGCCAUGCUCCAAGAACUAGGCCUGGCCGUGGGCCAGAUCCGGCACAGCGUUCUCACCCAUGCGUGUGACUCUGCUGGUGCGUUUUGGUGGCUACUACUGCAUAGAAGGAGGCGCCGUGCAGCUUCAUAUACCCUUCGUGUUCCUGGCGCGUACAAGGACGCACCGGAGCUAUUGCCCAGUGUGUCCUCACCCGACCCAUCCGCGCGAUCGUCGCCGGUCAUGCCGAAACCAGCCCGGCCGAUUUCCAUGACGCGACGAACGUCGUCCCGACUUAGUCGAACGUCGAGUGCUAGACGUUCCUCAUUGAGCAGCACUGACUCACACGUCUCGAUGUCACUUCGACGGCACAAAUCCAGCAUGUCGUCCGUGCUACAUGCGCCCCUUCCUCGCCGGCGACGAGACUCGGAAUCCAUCGUAUAUCGCUUACGCAAGGAGAGUCAUCACGCACUUGCGCCGGUUCGAGCGCUGCACGAAAAGCACAGAUCUUUGGACGAAGCCUCGCUGCAGCGAAAGGGCAUGAACCUCACUUCCCGGACGACUCCGCCUGUCGCGCUUGGUACAUCAAGUCUGUCGCCCUUGAGAAUCCGGUGUCGUCGUCCGUUGGUUACGCCGAAACGGCCAUCGCUUCUACGUGUAAGCAAGCCCGAGCGAAAGCUUCCGCCGGAAGAUGAGGAGGGUGAUUGGAUUGACGAAGAGCAUGAGUUUGCGGGCGGACUCGGGCAGCAACCGACUCUCUUGCUCGAUGCGGCGCCAGGACUUUCUCAGCGUCGAGGAUCUCCAUGCCCCUUGCUGCGUCCUAAGCUGUGGACACAGGGCGACAAGUCGGUCUCAUCCACACCAUUGCGGCAGAAAAUGCGGCGCGACGUACCGGCUACCUUGAUUGAGGAAGAGGAUGACAACUCAAGUGAUCCGAGUAGUGUUAUGUAA